AUGGAAUACAUAGACAUUGUCAGUAUCGGUGUGAAUAUCAAGACAAUUGCCGAGGAACAACGCAAUACACGAACCAAACGUAGUGGCUGUCCUAAAAAAAAUGAUAUUCUCAGUAUUACUUCUGUCUUCUUGGAACAUGGAAAUCAUUCUCGAGAUCCGCUUACCAAUAAAUUUGCUAUUUCACAUCGAACAUUAACUGAACCAAUGUUGGAAGAUAUCAAAUUUUGGACUACUAACGGAGAUAUCAGCAUGCGUACUCAGCAGCAACUACUUUUUGCAAAAUAUGAAAAUGUAUUUUUUCUACCUCAAGACUUGACAAACGCUAUUCAGAAGUUUAAAAAAGAACGACAAAUUGAAAAUGAAGCCGCUACUCUGAUCAACCAUCUUCUUGAAUGCAAAGCUGAGGAUAUAAGGUGGAUUGUAAAAUGGCGUGUUGAUUCAGCGACUAAUUCCUUGGUAUCGUUAUUUUGGAUGACACCAGAACAAUAUGAUCUUUAUGUUAAAUACCGAGAUGUUAUACAAUAUGACAAUACUUACUCUACUAAUCAGUUUAAAAUGGCACUUGGACUUUUUGUAAUCGUCGACAAUAACAACCGAUCUCAUCUUGUCAGACAAACGUUAAUGAAUGAUGAGACAUUAGAAAGCUUUGAAUGGGUCUUCACCACUCUUCUUGAAGCAGUAAAUUUUCCUCCCUCAGUCAUCAUAACAGACAACGAUCUUGCCAGUGACACUGCAAUUGCAAAUAUAAUGCCAGGCACAUAUCAUAUCCAUUGUAUCUAUCACAUUGGGCAAAAUCUCUUGAAGAAUCUAAAAGCCAGACUGGGGUCGCAAUAUAAUGAAUUUUCUAAUGCUUGGUACCAAAUGAGAAAUGCGCCAUCUCAAGCUGAAUUUGAUUGUCUUUGGGAUUCUCUCCUCGAACAAUAUCCUGAUUCAGUUUCAUAUCUUAAUCGAGCACUCGGAUCUCAGAAACAAAGAUGA
Ambispora gerdemannii is the source of this 978-nucleotide messenger RNA. Lineage: Eukaryota; Fungi; Glomeromycota; Glomeromycetes; Archaeosporales; Ambisporaceae. The record is from the annotation of a GenBank genome assembly.